AUGAAGAUUACAGCUGUAGCAGUUUUACUGGUGAUGGUGGUGCAGGCUUUAGCAAAGCCUCUUCCAGCUGAUGAGAAUGACAAGUGGCUAUUAGCAGAGCAAUAUUUAAGGAGAUUCUAUGGCAUGCAGGCUGGUCUCUUAGGAACAGCAAAGUCUUCAGACACGUUAAAUACAAAGAUCCGUCAGAUGCAGUCAUUUCUUGGGCUAAACGUCACUGGCAACCUGGAUGACAACACACUGAACAUCAUGAAGAAGGCCAGAUGUGGCGUCCCAGAUGUAGCAGAGUAUAAUCACUUCCCCAGAGACAUUAAAUGGCAAAACAACCUUGUGACAUUCAGGAUUACAAAUUACACUCCUGAUCUGAAAAAGGAAGAUGUGGAUCGAGCUGUUCAUAAUGCCCUGAUGGUCUGGAGUGACGUGACUCCUCUAAAGUUUAAAAGGCUGCAUGAGGGAAAUGCCGACAUCAUGAUCAGCUUUGGCAGAGGAGAACAUGGAGACCACAACCCUUUCGAUGGCCCUGAGGGACUCCUAGCCCAUGCAUACCCACCUGGAAUUGGCAUUGGUGGAGACACACACUUCGAUGAUGAUGAACACUGGACAAAAAACUCACAUGCUUAUAACCUGUUCUUAGUUGCGGCUCAUGAAUUCGGACAUGCUCUUGGUAUGGCUCAUUCUAAUGAUCCUGGUGCACUGAUGUUUCCCAUUUACUCAUACUUCCGUGGAUUUCCCCUGUCUGAGGACGAUAUCAAAGGCAUCCAAGCUCUCUAUGGUUCAAACCCUGACCACAAGACAGUCAAACCCAAACCUGAGGCUCCAAACAAAUGUGACCCUGAACUGACUAUUGAUGCCAUAACUGAACUCCGAGGAGAAAUGCUGAUUUUCAAAGACAGGUAUUUUUGGCGUAUACAUCCGCAGUUUCCGGAGCCACAACAAUCUCUCAUUAAAUCCACCUGGCCGUCAAUUCCGAACAAAGUACACGCAGCUUACGAGAACCCAAGGAAAGAUGUCGUCAUCAUAUUCAGUGGUAUAAAUAUGUGGGCUCUUAAUGGUUACACACUGGUGAAGGGUUAUCCAAAAUACAUCCACAAGCUGGGUCUACCAAAAUCCAUCCGUAAAAUAGAUGCAGCAGUGUACAUAUAUGACACGGGCAAGACUCUGUUCUUCACGGACGAACACUACUGGAGUUACGAUGAACAGACUGAAACGAUGGAUCGUGGAUACCCAAGAUCCAUAGAAGAUGACUUUCCAGAAAUCAACGAUGAGGUGGAUGCUGCUACCUAUAAGAACGGAUAUUUGUACUUGUACCAUGAAAAAGUUCAGUACGAGUACAGUUACAGCAGAAAGAAAGUUGUCCGUGUGAUGAGAGCCAACGCCCUGCUGAACUGCUGAGCUCCUACACUCUGC
This is a messenger RNA of Trichomycterus rosablanca, 1404 nucleotides long. RefSeq names its product matrix metallopeptidase 13b (gene mmp13b). Gene Ontology annotation, molecular function: zinc ion binding; metalloendopeptidase activity. Bases 1 to 1389 code for a protein of 462 amino acids. Gene Ontology annotation, biological process: collagen catabolic process; extracellular matrix organization; proteolysis. Gene Ontology annotation, cellular component: extracellular matrix. Lineage: Eukaryota; Metazoa; Chordata; Actinopteri; Siluriformes; Trichomycteridae. The record is from RefSeq and is a predicted model, not a curated record. The transcript is spliced from 10 exons.